Vavraia culicis subsp. floridensis is the source of this 1343-nucleotide messenger RNA. RefSeq lists its product as uncharacterized. Lineage: Eukaryota; Fungi; Microsporidia; Pleistophoridae. The transcript has a single exon. Gene Ontology annotation, cellular component: 90S preribosome; small-subunit processome; nucleolus. Gene Ontology annotation, molecular function: protein binding. Gene Ontology annotation, biological process: maturation of SSU-rRNA from tricistronic rRNA transcript (SSU-rRNA, 5.8S rRNA, LSU-rRNA). The record is from RefSeq and is a predicted model, not a curated record. Bases 1 to 879 code for a protein of 292 amino acids.
AUGGUGACACAAGUACAAAUAUACAAAGAUUUUCAGUUCCCGACAUCAUGCACAAAACUGAGGCUUAACACUGACAAGACGCAUAUUAUUGCCACCGGCACAUACCAGCCGCGAUAUAAAGUUUACAUCGUUGAGGACAAUACGGAGUUUCUCGAGCGGCGCAUGGAUACGGACAUCGUUGAUUUUUGUUUUCUUACGCGCUCGCCGAAGAAACUGGCGUUUUUACGGAACGAUAAAACAAUCGAAUUUCACAUGAACUACAAUGUGCACUACAAGCUGCGGAUACCGCAUUUUGGAAGAUGCUUAAACCGUUUUUCUGACAGUCUGUACUUCUGUACGGAUAGAGAAUUGCAUCGAUUAGAUUUGAUGCGUGGUGUGGUGUCCUGCGUUUAUAAUUCAACUCAUGAGUUGAAUUCAUUCUGUAUUUCUAAAGCACACGGCUUGUCAGCUCUUUUUUCCGAUGGACAACUUGCGUUUGUCGAUACGAGACAGAACGCGCCGGUGAAACAUGUUGCUUUUGAUGAAAACGUUGUAAGCGGUGAUUUUGAUGCCAAUUUAAUGAUUUCGAUAGCGACAAACGAAAAUUUCUACAUGUUUGACCUACGUAAUAUGAAGCCAGUUGUGAAAUCAUCGGUAACAGGAGCAAAGAAAGUGAUUCAUCAUGGAAGACACUGUUUCUUGGCGCAUUUGGAUGGUAUAGAUAUUUAUGAUACCGUAUCUAAGGUGGAUACUCUGUCAUCCAAGGAUAUUAGCACGUUUGAUCUGAAAGAUAAUAUAAUAUUCGUUGGAUAUCACUCUUCUGAGAUUAAAACAUAUUAUACGGGGACAGGAAUCAUUCCCAAAUGGUGUUCAUACGCGGAGAAAUACAUCACAGACUAAUAAUCAUGGCAGUGCAAAGACUUCACAGUUGCUUUGGCUGAUAUCCAGGAUUGUAUGAAGUACUUUAUAUAAAGUGGUGUGUGUUCUAUAUCGGUGCGAUAACCUUGAGAAUUUGCUGAAUAUGAUUAAGGCCAUCCAUACUUGAAAGCCGAUAUUAAUAUUCUUGCCACAACAUCAAAGCAUUUGUGGUAAGAACGGCAACGCUCAUCACGUAAACGAUGAGAAUUGCUAACAAUGCAAUCACAGCGUAGUUAAAUUUUAUGUUGCUCAAUUUUAAGGAACCAAUCAUUGUACUCGGGUAAAAUUUAAAAAAGGUCCUCUUGCGCAUGAAAUACAACGUGGCAAUGUGUUGUUUUGCAGCAACUUGUUAACUUGUUCUGUUAUUAAUCACUUCGUUUCUCAUGGUCUAUCGAUCGCAGGUAUAAGAACCCUUUUCACGUACCGCUUCAAUUAUACUUCCUGAA